AUGAUCCUUUUCACACUCCAGGAUAUGAUGGAGUCUCUACCGGGAUCAUACCCAUAUGACGAUAUCAAAAUGGAGUUGGCCCGCGAAGAUGAAAGCAUAACUUUGGUUCGUGCUGCCCUUGGGCCUCCAGAUGACUCUGAAUCGGACAUUAUUGAGACUGUUCUCCAGCUAGAAUCUGACAGAAAAUCUUCAAUUCUUUCCAACACGAGCAAUCCCCAAUCGACUUCAAGCAGUAUCAACCUUCCCGUCACGGUGCCAAUGAAGUUAGAAACAGUCAAAAUUGAAGAAUACCAGCCAACGGUUCCCCAGCCUCCUCCACCACCACAAGGCGAGGGCUCAAGAUGUGACGUGGUGCCCCAGCUGACCUUUCAUGACAUCACAACAGACUUUUCGGUCAACCCACAGAAACCGCUACCCCCUCCGCUGGAGAAAGAGGACGAACAAAAUGACUACGUCCUGCUCAAACUUGACGGAAAGUCCUCAAUCGGUAAAGAGCCACAAAGAAGAAUUUCUCAAAGUAUAAACCGGCCGAGUGGCUCAUCAGAGAUGAUCACAGACAAGACACCGUCAGAGAAUAAAAAACACAAAUGCGCCUAUCCAGGUUGCGAGAGGUCGUUUGUUCGUCCGGCUGAACUUCUGAGACAUAAAAGGACACAUACGAAUGAACGCCCUUAUGUGUGCCCAACUUGCAACCAUGAGUUCAAGCGCAAAGACCAUCUGAAGUCGCACAUUCUGAUCCACACAGACGAGAAAAAGUACUCCUGCAAAAGAUGCGAUUACCGAACAAAUCGCUUAGAUACACUGAAGCGUCACUUCAAAACACGGCAUCAAAAACUGGGAGGACCUCCUGAGGACUGUCCAUCAAAAGCGAAGAAAAAUGACUUCCAAUCUGAAUACUAA
This is a messenger RNA of Oikopleura dioica, 900 nucleotides long. The record is from the annotation of a GenBank genome assembly. Lineage: Eukaryota; Metazoa; Chordata; Appendicularia; Copelata; Oikopleuridae.